Phragmites australis (common reed) is the source of this 1015-nucleotide messenger RNA. Its product is annotated as organelle RRM domain-containing protein 2, mitochondrial-like. The record is from RefSeq and is a predicted model, not a curated record. The transcript is spliced from 4 exons. Bases 76 to 498 code for a protein of 140 amino acids. Gene Ontology annotation, molecular function: RNA binding. NCBI's taxonomy places the organism in Eukaryota, Viridiplantae, Streptophyta, Magnoliopsida, Poales, Poaceae.
CCAAGUUUAGCAGCGAAGGUGAAUCCCUAGUUCACCCUCUAGUCUCUCGGCACCAAAAAUCCUGCGGCGGCGGCGAUGGCGGCGGCUGCGGCGAGGCCCGGGUUCCGGCGCAUGUUCUCCGUCUCGGCCUUCGCGCCGCCGAAGCCGCCCACCCCACCCCCCAAGGCCGACCCCUCCCCGAACCUCUUCGUCUCCGGAUUAAGCAAGCGAACCUCAACAGAGGGACUUAGAAACGCUUUUGCAAAGUUUGGGGAAGUUUUGCAUGCCCGAGUUGUGACAGACCGAGUCACUGGUUUCUCAAAGGGGUUUGGCUUUGUAAGAUAUGCUACGGUUGAAGAUGCAGCUAAAGGAAUCGAAGGAAUGGAUGGAAAGUUUCUUGAUGGAUGGGUUAUUUUUGCGGAGUAUGCUAGACCCAGACCACCGCCACAGCAACCAGAGAUGAAUUCGCAGCCGCAACAUUCAUGGGGCCCUCCGUCAGGUUCCUGGGGUGCACAGUAGACGGAGAGACAAUCAUGGGCCCCCCUACCCGGCCUUGGGGCUUACCGCGGAUCAACAUGCCGUUGAUUCUACAUUUAAUCUAUAGCUAUAUUGUGCUGUCCCAGGUGUGAAUGCCCUUCCCGUUCCGAUAUUCUUGUCAUGUUGGAGUGCCAUGGGCUCCACAUGAAGCAGCAGUUGCCAAACCGAAUACGGACCAAACAAGUAUUACUGUCAGAGCGAAAGAGGACACGAAGAGGUUGAAACCUUAGCUAAUAAUGUCUCCUGCCCUGCUUGCCGGGGCGUGUUGUUAUGCUACAAUGUCAUUUUUAUUUGAAUUGUCAUAGCGCUCAUCAGCUGGUGGCAUGUGCUGCUCUUGUACUGGAUAAUGACUCGUGGCUCAGGAUAAGAGCACGUCAGGUGAGAAGCUAUGGUGCAUCAGACUUCUCCCUGAUAAAUCCGGUUGUCGAUGGCGACGACGAAGCUAAUCUACACAGUACAAUUCAUUCGUUAUCAGCAGUGCAGGAACCCUGCGUUACUA